UAUAUUUAUCUCUUUCUUUACACUCUACACGUACUGUCCUCCCAUCUCCUCUCCACCCCUACAAGGAUCCUUGCGCUGCUCUGCUAGGCGCUAAGGAUUUUUUUUUUUAGGGUUUCAUCCCUGGGCAUCGAAUUGGGGAGAGGAGGAAGUGCCACACGGGUUUGCAUCAUUGUUAGGGUUCCAAUUGUUGCCGGAUCUGUGCUAUUUAGAUAUCGAUAAUUGCAUCAGCAAUUUUCUUAUUUGUACGUUGGUAACUUCAAAGUGUGUAACCUUUUGCAUUCUACCCGCAUUUGCUUUUUGAUCCCGAUCUACGCCAGGUUUGGGGUGGAUUGGAAUCAAUGGAGAACAUGAAAGUGGCUUCCACAUCGCGAAACACUGGAAAACAAUCAUUCCUUCCCCCAAAAUCCCCUUUUCCUAGCAUUGCUGCUCCGGCUUAUGCAGACUAUGGGUCGGUUGGAUCAAGACGGGCACCUAAGCUUAGAGAGGGCAAUAGGUGCCAUCAGCGCACCUCUUCUGAGAGCUUUAUCAUUGAGGAGCAGCCUUCUUGGCUUGAUGAUUUGCUUAAUGAGCCUGAGACUCCAGCUCCAGCAAGGAGAGGUGGUCAUCGCCGGUCAUCAAGUGAUUCCUUCGCCUACUUGGAUAAUGCAUAUUCAAAUAUGGACAAUUUAACUCAGGGGGAAUGCAGGGGGAAGACUAUAACUUCUAUGCCUUCCUGGGGUUCACAUGAAUUUGAUCAACUUAAAGAUAUCCAGCAUCAUUAUUUGGAGGGGAAUUUGUUUAGUAGAAAUUUGUUUGAUAGACAGCAGAAUAGAGUUUGGGAGUCAGCACUUAACGUGGGGAACUAUUCGAAGAGUGUUCCCAUUGCAAAUGAAAAAAAUCUGCAUUCAGGAUCAUUUGGUGGGACAUCAAAGGAACCUGAGGUAGUAGCGCCUUGUGCUGUUGAGAAGCUGGAGCAAGAAGAUUCUCCUAAAGAUUCAAAAAACUUCUUGGAAAAGAAGGAUACUUCUCAGUUUAAGAAUUCUCAGUCAGAGUUUGAUGCAAAGCGGGUUAAACAGCAAUUUGCUCAACGUUCCCGGGUGCGAAAACUUCAAUACAUCGCUGACCUAGAGAGAAGUGUACAGGCAUUACAGGCAGAACAGAUGGAAGUUUCAGCCGAACUGGAAUUUUUAGAUCAGCAGAAUCUUAUGUUAAACUUAGAGAAUAAAGCUUUGAAGCAACGACUGGACAGUCUGGCUCAGGAGCAUCUUGUAAAAUGCCUCCAACAAGACAUGCUGGAGAGAGAAAUUGCUCGCUUGCGAUCACUGUUUCAGCAGCAGCAGCAGAAGCUGCCCCAGGAGGUUCCUUCGCACCGUCGAAGUAACAGCAGAGACAUCGAUUCUCAGUUCUCUAAUCUCUCAAUAAAACACACAGAGGGCAACUCCGGAAGAGACCCAGUCACCGGCCUCCGCAUUUAAUUGCCACCUUACCUCACAUGGAUGUAAGGGAUGACUUAGGUUUCGUUUGGUACGGCUUUCUUUCUUCUUCUUAAAACAGCUUUUUAGUUGUACGAAAAAACUGAUUUAA
Dendrobium catenatum is the source of this 1563-nucleotide messenger RNA. RefSeq lists its product as uncharacterized. The coding region runs from base 339 to 1454 and encodes 371 amino acids. Gene Ontology annotation, molecular function: DNA-binding transcription factor activity. Gene Ontology annotation, biological process: regulation of DNA-templated transcription. The record is from RefSeq and is a predicted model, not a curated record. The transcript is spliced from 6 exons. NCBI's taxonomy places the organism in Eukaryota, Viridiplantae, Streptophyta, Magnoliopsida, Asparagales, Orchidaceae.